Messenger RNA from Camelina sativa (false flax), 2081 nucleotides. The record is from RefSeq and is a predicted model, not a curated record. NCBI's taxonomy places the organism in Eukaryota, Viridiplantae, Streptophyta, Magnoliopsida, Brassicales, Brassicaceae.
UCGUUUGGUGCAAAUGAGUGGUUCGCAGAACUGAAGUUCCACCGGUCAAAAUGUGUAAACCGAUCUUUUUCCCCAAAUUAACAGCUUCGUCGUGAAUGAGCUUCGUCCUGUAUUUGUGACCCAUGUUAUAAUUGAGCUUCUUUCUUCUCCGACCCUCUCAGAACUCGAUCUAGUGGAACUUCGAGCACUUGUGAUAUAGUUUUGGUAGCUCAAAUCAUCACAUAGUCCAAAGCAAAGACCUGCAAAAAGCUCUUAAUUCGACAAUCAAGUUGGUGCCACUAACUCAAGAGUUCUACACUGCUAGAGGUUGGGUUAAGCGAUUUGCCUCCUCUGCUCGUAGACGCUUACCAGGAACCAUGAAUCCUCAUUCCAAAUUCGUUCAAGUCUGGGCAAGAAUCUUAGCCUUUUCAAGCUUAGUGGCCAUUUUUAUAGAUCCUCUCUUCUUGUUCCUCUUUUCGAUCCAUCAUGAAAACAACUGCAUAGCUAUUGAUUGGCCUAAGACAAUAAAAUUGGCGUCUAUUAGAAGUAUAACGGAUCUUAUAUUCUUUAUGAACAUGCUGCUUCAGUUUAGGUUGGCCUAUGUAGCUCCUGAAUCUAGAAUAGUUGGUGCCGGCCAAUUAGUUGAUCAUCCAAGCAAAAUUGCUCGCCAUUACUUCCGAGGAAAGUUUUUUCUUGAUCUGUUCGUAGUGUUACCCAUUCCACAGGUUAUAAUGUUAUGGGUAAUACCAGUAUACUUGGGCAUACCUUCGGAAGAAUAUGAGAAACAGAUAUUAGGCGCUACGAUUCUUCUUCAAUACCUUCCAAAGUUAUGUAGACUCUUACCUUUUCUUGCUGGACAAACACCGACCGGCUUCAUAUUUGAGUCAGCUUGGACCAAUUUUGUUAUUAAUCUUCUAACCUUCAUGCUUGUUGGUCAUGGUGUUGGUUCUUGCUGGUAUUUUUCUGGUCUGCAGAGGGUUAAGGCAUGCUUGCUGAAUGCUUCGGAUAUAUCUGAGGAUGUACGUGGAUUUCUUAUCGAUUGUGAUAAUAGUAGAAGUUUUGCAUCGGAGUCAGAACAAGCUCUCUGGAGAAACAGUUCUAGUGUCAAUGCCUGUUUUCAAGAGGAUGGUAUUACGUAUGGAAUCUUUUUGAAGGCGGUGAAUCUUACCACCCAACAUAGCUUCUUCACUAGAUACAGUUAUUCCCUGUUUUGGGGAUUCCAACAAAUAAGCACACUUUGUGGAAACUUGACCCCAAGUUACUCAGUGGGAGAAGUUUUCUUUACAAUGGGUAUAAUUGGACUAGGGCUUUUGCUUUUUGCGCGGCUUAUUGGUAAUAUGCACAACUUCCUUCAAUCUCUCGAUCGAAGGAGGAUGGAGAUGAUGCUGAGACGGCGUGAUGUGGAGCAGUGGAUGAGCCACAGACUGUUGCCAGAAGAUUUAAGAAAGAGAGUGCGUGAGGCUGAGCGGUACAAUUGGGCUGCGACUAGAGGAGUUAACGAAGAGUUGCUCUUUGAGAAUAUGCCUGAUGAUCUCCAAAGAGAUAUAAGACGACACCUCUUCAAAUUUCUCAAGAAGGUGAGGAUAUUUUCCUUGAUGGAUGAAACAAUCUUAGAUUCCAUCCGUGAGAGGCUGAAACAGAGGACUUACAUAUGGGGUAGCAGGGUGUUGCACAACAAAGGUCUAGUUGAAAAAAUGGUAUUCAUCGUGAGAGGUGAGAUGGAGAGCAUUGGGGAAGACGGUUCUGUUCUUCCUUUAUCAGAAGGCGACGUUUGUGGUGAAGAACUUCUAACUUGGUGCCUUGAACGCUCUUCUAUAAACCCCGAUGGGACGAGGAUAACGAUGCCACCAAAGGGAUUGGUCAGCAACAGAAACGUUAGGUGUGUGACAAACGUGGAGGCGUUUUCGCUGAGUGUAGCUGAUCUUGAAGAUGUAACGAGCUUGUUUCCAAGAUUCUUAAGAAGCAAUCGAGUACAAGGAGCCAUAAGGUACGAGUCUCCUUAUUGGAGGUUACGAGCAGCUAUGCAGAUUCAAGUGGCUUGGAGAUACCGAAAGAGACAGCUCCAGAGAUUAUACACUGCUCAGUCCAGUUACAACCGCUGA